GAACCCCAUAUUCUGCAUUUAUUGUGGAACACAUCUUCUCUCUCAUGGUCAUCAUCCAUUUGGAUUCUUGAUCUUGUACUUCAUUCAUCGUCAUCACCAAUGUGCUAUAUAUAUAGGUUGUUCAUUUAUCUAAGUUCACACAAAGAAGUUUCAGUUAACGUCUUGAUUUAGUCAUUGACAUCAACAUAGUCAUGGAAGAAGUUAACGUGGUUCAAACCAAGAAUGGAACUGUCUCAGUAGCUUCUGCGUUUGCUGGCCAUCAGGAAGCUAUACAGCAAAGAGACCACAAAUUUUUAAGAAUUGCUGUUGAAGAAGCGUAUAAAGGGGUAGAAAAUGCAGAUGGGGGUCCCUUUGGUGCUAUUAUAGUUUGUAAUGAUGAAAUAGUUGCUAGUUGUCACAACAUGGUUCUCAAGAACACAGACCCAACUGCUCAUGCAGAAGUCACUGCAAUAAGAAAGGCUUGUGAAAAGCUAAACCAGAUAGAACUUUCAGACUGUGAAAUAUAUGCUUCUUGUGAACCUUGUCCAAUGUGCUUUGGAGCAAUCCACCUUUCACGGGUUAAGAGGUUGGUUUAUGGAGCGAAGGCAGAGGCAGCAAUUUCUAUAGGGUUUGAUGACUUCAUUUCGGAUGCAUUGCGAGGUACUGGAUUCUAUCAGAAAGCACAAUUGGAGAUUAAAAAGGCUGAUGGAAAAGAAGCUAACAUUGCUGAAGAAGUUUUUGAGAAAACAAAGGAAAAAUUUCGAAUGUAUUGAAUUGAAUCUCUAUGUUUCCUAAGCCAUUAGGUAUUUGCACAAGAUGAAAUUUAGCUUCAUAUAAAUAAGCUUGUUGCUCUCAUGUGCAUCCAAAAUCCUGAUGAAUAUCAACUAAUAACUGUACUGGGAAAUCAAAAUGAAAGUAUACUUUGUAAUAUAUCAUGCAGUUGUCUUGUUAAAUCCUUGUCACUGUUGUAAAUAUUAGUAUGGUGUAAAUAAUUAUAUUUGUAAUAUAAGUACACAGUUAUUAGAAGU
Molecule: messenger RNA, 1007 nt
Organism: Cajanus cajan (pigeon pea)
Lineage: Eukaryota; Viridiplantae; Streptophyta; Magnoliopsida; Fabales; Fabaceae
Product: guanosine deaminase
Biological process (GO): purine nucleoside catabolic process
Molecular function (GO): guanosine deaminase activity; zinc ion binding
Source: RefSeq, a predicted model, not a curated record